GCAUAGCGUCAUUGGCAUCAGACCCGCAUUGAGACGUCGAGAUCCGGUCAUGGGCCCUGCUCGCUCCGCUAUAGUGGCUGCUUGCAACAGGGCGUCUGGGCGAUUACGAUAGAAAAUAUCACCCACUCGGGGCGCUCUUUCCACUCACUUGCGCGAGGCAAUUGGGAGCCGUGCGAACCUGACCACAACCUACCGAGACGUCGAGAUUGAUCGCGAUCGCUAAUUGUUUGUUACAGUAUCAGAGCAUCAACUACCAGCCAAAUACGCGAACCUCAACCCCCACUACGGUCCUAGAUACCCCACCCGCACUCCCUCGACCCAACCACCACCACAAACCUUCGGCCGUCCGCCGAUAUAAUGGGUAGCGUUUCCUUCGCCGAAGAUAUAAAAUUACCCCAGGAAACGCCGAUAGUCGAGGAGGAAAGCUCCGUCUUUCCUUAUCAGGAUGGCCCAGAGAACAAAUCGUGGGCGGGCGCCCUGCCCUUGAAGCAGGGUCUCUACGACCCUGAGUUGGAGAAGGAUGCUUGUGGUGUCGGUUUUGCUGCCCAUAUCAAGGGCAAGGCGAGCCACAAAAUCGUUUCGGAUGCACGGUCAUUGCUAUGCAACAUGACCCAUCGAGGUGCCGUGGGCUCCGAUGCACGUGAUGGCGACGGUGCUGGUGUCAUGACUUCGAUCCCCCACCGAUUCUUCGUGAAGGAGUUCGGACGCGAGCAGGGCUUUACGCUCCCUCCCCAGGGCCAGUAUGCGACUGGUAACCUCUUCUUCAAGCCCGAUGCCGCAGCGCUGGAUGAGACCAAGGCGAUGUUCGAGGAUGUGGCUGAUCAGCUGGAUCUGAGAGUAUUGGGUUGGCGAGUGGUCCCGCGGGACUCUACGCUGCUUGGUCCGGCUGCUUUGUCGCGCGAGCCAAUCAUACUGCAGCCGUUUGUGGUGCUAAAGACCGCGUUUGGUGAGGGCAAGGAGCCGAAGCCGGACUUCGACAAGACUUUUGAUACCGGGUACUUCGAGCGACAGCUCUAUGUGCUACGCAAGCGCUCCACGCACGUUAUUGGCCUGCACAACUGGUUCUACAUCUGCUCCUUGAGCAACAAGAACAUUGUGUACAAGGGCCAGCUUGCACCUGUGCAAGUCUACGAAUACUAUCACGACCUUCUCUCAGUCGAUUAUGAGGGGCACUUUGCUCUUGUUCAUUCGCGUUUCUCCACUAACACAUUCCCUAGCUGGGAUCGUGCACAGCCCUUGCGAUGGGCAGCCCACAAUGGUGAGAUCAACACCCUGCGUGGUAACAAGAACUGGAUGCGCUCCCGAGAAGGCGUCAUGAAGUCGGAGAUGUUUGGUGAUGAACUCGACCUUCUGUACCCGAUCGUUGAGGACGGAGGUUCCGACUCUGCUGCAUUCGACAAUGUGCUCGAAUUGCUCACCAUAAACGGUGUUCUCUCGCUACCUGAAGCUGUUAUGCUCAUGGUGCCGGAGGCAUGGCAAGGUAACCAUUCCAUGGACCCUGCGAAACAGGCAUUCUAUGAGUGGGCGGCCUGCAUGAUGGAGCCCUGGGACGGCCCAGCCCUCUUCACUUUCUCCGAUGGACGGUACUGCGGAGCGAACCUUGAUCGUAACGGCCUCCGACCUUGCCGUUACUACGUGACUGACGACGAUCGAAUUGUCUGCGCUUCAGAGGUCGGUACAAUCUCCAUCGAGCCUGAGCGAGUCGUACAGAAGGGCCGUCUCCAGCCUGGCCGCAUGUUGCUCGUUGAUACCGUUGCUGGCCGCAUCAUCGACGACUCUGAGCUGAAGAAUACGGUUGCAGCUCGUCACGAUUUCCGAUCCUGGGUUGAGAAGAACCUGUUGACUUUGCCCAAGAUCAAGCAGGCGGUCCUCGACAAGGGUGUAGAUCUUAGCUCUGCUCUUACCGACACCCGUGUGCACGAGGACCCGCGCCUCAAGGCAUUUGGAUACUCCCUCGAGCAGGUCACACUGCUCCUUGCGCCUAUGGCCGCCGAUUCCAAGGAGGCUCUCGGUUCUAUGGGGAAUGACGCACCUCUCGCAUGCCUGGCGCAGCAGCCCCGCCUCAUGUACGAGUAUUUCCGACAGCUCUUCGCCCAGGUCACGAACCCUCCCAUCGACCCUAUCCGAGAGGCUAUUGUUAUGUCGCUCGAGGCAUACGUUGGCCCUCAGGGUAAUUUGCUUGAGAUGGACGAGUCGCAGUGCGGUCGAUUACUUCUUCCGUCACCCAUCCUCUCUUUGGAGGAGUUCAAGGCAUUGAACAACGCGCAUAGCCUCUACCCUGGGUGGACAGUCAAGACGAUCGACAUCACCUUCCCCAAGAGCGAAGGUGUCGAUGGUUACAUGAAUGCGCUCGACCGAAUCUGCGAUGCUGCCACCGAGUGCAUCGACAGCGGUGACAACAUUCUCGUGCUCUCCGACCGCGCUACCUCCGCCGAACGAGUGGCUGUCUCCGCUUGUCUCGCCACUGGUAUGGUGCACCAUCACCUUGUCCGUAGCAAGGCCCGCUCCCGCGUCGCCCUUGUCAUCGAGACUGCCGAAGCUCGUGAAGUCCACCACAUGUCCGUUCUCGUCGGUUACGGUGCUGACGCCAUCUGCCCUUACCUUGCCAUCGAGUGCAUUCUGAAGAUGCACCGUGAGGGUUUGAUCCGUAAGAAGCUCUCACCUGAGCAACUCAUUGACAACUACAAGCACUCCUGCGAUGGUGGUAUCCUGAAAGUUAUGAGCAAGAUGGGAAUUUCUACGUUGCAGUCGUACAAGGGAGCUCAGAUCUUCGAGGCCCUUGGUAUCGAUGAUUCAGUUGUCGACCGUUGCUUCACGGGAACCGCUACUCGCAUUAAGGGUGCGACUUUUAAGGACUUUGCUCAAGAUGCUUUCGCGCUUCACGAAAAGGGGUUCCCAUCCCGCAGCAUCGUUGAGGUUCCCGGCCUUACCGAGACUGGUGAGUACCAUUGGCGUGACGGUGGAGAGGCUCACGUCAACGACCCGACUGCUAUCGCAAACAUCCAGGAUGCCGUCCGCACCAAGAACGACAAGUCUUACGAGGCAUACUCCCUGAACGAAUAUGAGCGCAUCAAGGACUGCACGCUCCGUGGUCUGCUCGACUUCAACUUUGAGGAUCGCAACCCCAUUCCCAUCGACCAGGUCGAGCCGUGGACCGACAUUGUCCGUCGCUUCGUGACUGGUGCUAUGUCUUACGGCUCUAUCUCCAUGGAGUCUCACUCUACCCUUGCUGUCGCCAUGAAUCGAUUGGGCGGCAAGUCCAACACCGGUGAGGGUGGUGAGGAUCCCGAGCGAUCUCUCCGCAUGGAAAACGGUGACACCAUGCGCUCUGCCAUCAAGCAAAUUGCCUCUGGUCGUUUCGGUGUGACCAGCAACUACCUCGCCGACGCCGAUGAGCUUCAGAUCAAGAUGGCUCAGGGAGCUAAGCCUGGUGAGGGUGGUGAACUUCCCGGUCACAAGGUCUCCGCUUCCAUUGCGAAGACCCGUCACUCUACUCCUGGUGUCGGCCUCAUCAGCCCCCCGCCUCAUCACGACAUUUACUCCAUCGAAGAUCUCAAGCAGUUGAUUUACGAUCUCAAGUGCUCGAACCCGCGCGCCCGUGUCUCCGUCAAACUUGUCUCUGAGACCGGUGUCGGUAUCGUCGCUUCUGGUGUCGCCAAGGCCAAGGCUGAUCACAUCUUGAUCUCUGGUCACGAUGGUGGUACCGGUGCUUCUCGCUGGACUGGUAUCAAGUACGCCGGUCUUCCCUGGGAGUUGGGUCUUGCCGAGACUCAUCAGACUUUGGUCCUCAAUGAUCUCCGAGGACGUGUCAUCGUUCAGACUGACGGACAGCUCCGCACUGGUCGCGACGUCGCUAUCGCUUGUCUCCUUGGUGCCGAAGAGUGGGGUUUCGCUACGACCCCUCUCAUCGCCAUGGGCUGCAUUAUGAUGAGGAAGUGCCACUUGAACACUUGCCCCGUUGGUAUUGCCACCCAGGACCCUGAGCUCAGGAAGAAGUUUGUUGGUACACCCGAGCACGUCAUCAACUUCUUCUACUAUGUCGCCAAUGAACUUCGUGCCAUCAUGGCUAAGCUCGGAUUCCGUACCAUCAACGAGAUGGUUGGCCACUGCGAGGUUCUCCGUGUCCGCGACGACCUCCGCACUGCCAAGACUGAGAAUAUCGACUUGUCGCUCAUCCUGACACCCGCCCAUACCCUUCGACCUGGUGUGGCCACCUUCAACGUCCGCAAGCAGGACCACCGUCUCCACGUGCGUCUUGACAACAAACUCAUUGCCGAGUCCGAGCUGGCUCUCGAGAAGGGCUUGCCCGCACGUAUCGAAUGCGAUAUCGUCAACACUGACCGUGCCUUGGGUGCCACCCUAUCCUACCAGGUCAGCAGGCGCUACGGCGAAGCUGGCCUUCCCCAGGACACAAUCCAUGCCAACAUUCGUGGAUCUGCUGGACAGUCUUUCGGUGCUUACUUGGCUCCUGGUAUUACUCUGGAGCUCGAGGGUGACGCCAACGACUAUGUCGGCAAGGGGCUCUCCGGCGGUCGCAUCAUCGUCUACCCGCCUCGCACGGCUGUGUUCAAGGCUGAAGAGAACGUUCUCAUCGGAAACGUUUGCUUGUACGGUGCCACCAAGGGUACCUGCUUCUUCCGCGGUGUUGCUGCCGAGCGUUUCGCCGUCCGCAACUCCGGUGCCACGGCCGUUGUUGAAGGUGUCGGUGACCACGGCUGCGAGUACAUGACUGGUGGUCGCGUAGUCGUCCUUGGAUCUACUGGUCGCAACUUUGCUGCUGGUAUGUCCGGCGGUAUCGCCUAUGUCCUCGACAUCCAUCAAGAUUUCGAGCAGAAGGUCAAUCAGGAGAUGGUUGAGCUUUCUGGCCUUGAGGAUCCCCAGGAAAUCGCCUUUCUCCGUGGGCUCAUCGAGGACCACCAUCAUUACACUGGCUCAGAGCUUGCUGCCCGCAUCCUCUUGGACUUCACUCGCGCCCUUCCCCGCUUCGUCAAGAUCAUGCCGGUCGACUACAAGCGCGUCCUCUUGGAGGAGGCUGCUAAGGAAGCCGAGAAGAAGAGGAAGGAGUACCCUCUUGCAAUCCUCCCUGGAAAUCCUGUUCGCACGUCCCACGAGGAGUCUUUGAAGCAACAGCACGAAGCAAAGGACAAAAAGGCCGAUCUUCUCGACAUCGAAGAGAGCGUCAGUGACGCCAAGGCUGAGAAGAAGAAAGCUCUUGUUCUUGACAAGACCAAGGGUUUCAUGAAGUACCAGCGACGCUCUGAGAAGUACCGCAACCCCAAGACCCGCACUCGUGACUGGUCCGAGCUCUCGCAACGUCUCAAUGAGGAUGAACUCAAGUACCAGACUGCUCGUUGCAUGGACUGUGGUGUACCUUUCUGUCAGUCUGACACUGGCUGCCCGAUCUCCAACAUCAUUCCUAAAUGGAAUGAGCUUGUUUUCCAAAACCAGUGGCGCGACGCUCUCAACCGUCUGCUCAUGACUAACAACUUCCCCGAGUUCACCGGCCGUGUCUGUCCUGCUCCUUGCGAGGGUGCCUGCGUUCUAGGUAUCAACGAGGACCCUGUUGGUAUCAAGUCGAUCGAGUGCGCCAUCAUCGAUCGUGGUUUCGAAAUGGGCUGGAUGAUCCCCUCGCCGCCCCAGACACGCACUGGCAAGAAGGUGGCCAUCAUCGGAUCUGGCCCUGCUGGUCUUGCUGCAUCUGAUCAGCUCAACAAGUGUGGUCACGAAGUCACCGUGUACGAGCGUGCCGAUCGCGUUGGUGGUCUGCUCAUGUACGGUAUUCCCAACAUGAAGCUCGACAAGAAGGUUGUGCAGCGCCGUGUCGACUUCCUCGCCGCCGAGGGUGUCAAGUUCGUCACUGGUGUCGCUGUCGGUGCGGAGGGCCAGCCAUCUCUGGAGUCCCUGCGUGCUGAGUACGACGCUGUCAUUCUCGCCACUGGUGCGACUGUCGCUCGUGACCUGCCCAUCCCCAACCGCAACCUCGAUGGUGUCCACUUCGCCAUGCAGUUCCUGCACAAGAAUACCAAGUCCCUCCUCGACUCCGAGCUUGCCGACAAUGCUUACAUCUCGGCUAAGGGCAAGAACGUCGUGGUUAUUGGAGGCGGUGAUACCGGUAACGACUGCAUCGGUACCUCCGUCCGCCACGGAGCCAAGUCGGUCGUCAACUUCGAGCUCCUUCCCCAGCCGCCGCCAGAGCGUGCCCGUGACAACCCGUGGCCUCAAUGGCCGCGUAUCUUCCGCACUGACUACGGCCACUCGGAAGUCAAGACGCACAUGGGCAAGGAUCCUCGCGAGUACUGCGUGAUGUCCAAGGAGUUCGUCGACGACGGCGAGGGCAAGGUCAAGGGUAUUAACACCGUCCGCGUCGAGUGGACCAAGUCCGCCACCGGCGGCUGGGACAUGAAGCAGGUCGAGGGCAGCGAGCAAUUCUUCCCCGCCGAGCUCGUCCUCUUGUCUAUGGGUUUCCUGGGUCCCGAGGAGCGCGUGCUCGCUGAUAUCGUCGAGCGCGAUGCCCGCAAGAACGUCAAGACCACCCCGGGCCACUACAACACCAACCUCCCCGGUGUCUUCGCUGCAGGUGAUUGCCGCCGCGGCCAGUCUCUCAUUGUCUGGGGCAUCAACGAGGGCCGCAUGUGCGCUCGCGAUGUUGACACAUUCCUCAGCGGCGUGGGCACCCAGCUCCCCGUCACCGGCGGCAUCGUCAAGAGCCUGCCCUAUGCGCUCAUGAACAAGGCGAACGGCCAGCCCGUGGAAAAGCUAGUGCAGGUCGCGGCUUAAACUCGUCAAUGUUUAAGCUUUCACUUGAAAAGGAUGGCUACAUUAUGGCCACGACUAGAGAGACGGACAACUGUACGGAAUUUGCAUGACUAUGUUUGACGACACUUUUUUGCGCUUGGGUUCGUCGUGAUUUGGGCAUGUUCUCAAUCGUUAUUGCAAGAUACCUCUUUCACUGCUUUGACUGGGUUUUUGGAGUUCGCGGGUGGCUUCUCGGGAUGUAUGUAUGGUGGCAAUGGGGGACAGGGUGUAUAGUUUGC
Molecule: messenger RNA, 7034 nt
Organism: Paraphaeosphaeria sporulosa
Lineage: Eukaryota; Fungi; Ascomycota; Dothideomycetes; Pleosporales; Didymosphaeriaceae
Product: glutamate synthase
Exons: 5
Coding region: 358-6777 (2139 amino acids)
Molecular function (GO): glutamate synthase (NADH) activity; iron ion binding; flavin adenine dinucleotide binding
Source: RefSeq, a predicted model, not a curated record